AUGGCUGCAUCUUGCUCUGCAUUUCCCUUCCUGGCGCAGUCGGAGUUUGAGGGUGCAUGUCAAGAUCUCGCCGAUCGAUGCACUUCAGCCCAAAAUAUUGACUGGUCCGCCAUUCGACAGCUCACAAAGGAAGCUCUCGUUCGCGCCAAACCCCAAGCCAGCUUACAGAUCGAUUAUGAUAUCUUGUUGUCCCCCACAUAUCAGGUCCCCGUCUUGUACUUCGGCCUCAGGUGGCACAACCACGGCCCACUCGGACUGGACGAAGUCUACCAGUAUGUCGUGCCGGAACAGUACAGGCAACAAUUGAAGAGUGUGGGUGUAAUGGGUGGGAUUAGUAUGGGUUACCAUCCUGACUCUGGCGCCCCGGCCUUUUUUGUCCACCCAUGCAACACUGCGGAUGCCAUGGCGAACAUUGCAGACGCACAGAACGUCACUCCUGGGUCAUAUCUCCUCAUCUGGCUUGGCCUUGUAGGUCAUUACGUGAACCUGCACGUCCCACGCGAGCUUUUUGCUUAG
This is a messenger RNA of Penicillium egyptiacum, 516 nucleotides long. Lineage: Eukaryota; Fungi; Ascomycota; Eurotiomycetes; Eurotiales; Aspergillaceae. The record is from the annotation of a GenBank genome assembly.